AUGCAACUCUCCACCAUCACAGCCCUUUUCUUCGCCGUCGCUGGCGUCCAAACCGCCGGUUUCGCCAGCAGCUGCGGCAGGACCAAGCUUGAGGGUCUCACCCAUAUGGGAUGCGGCGCUGGAGGUAUUUCCGGGUGCGGAUGCUCCAUGCAAGGCCAGCAGGCCAUGAUAUGUGACUGCCCAGACGAUAAGAAGGACAACGUUACGCAAACAGUCGACUUGGACGCUUGCAUAAGCAACAACGACGGGAGCCUCGCCUGCUAA
Molecule: messenger RNA, 264 nt
Organism: Pyricularia grisea
Lineage: Eukaryota; Fungi; Ascomycota; Sordariomycetes; Magnaporthales; Pyriculariaceae
Exons: 4
Coding region: 1-264 (87 amino acids)
Source: RefSeq, a predicted model, not a curated record